Messenger RNA from Fusarium sp. VM40, 1284 nucleotides. NCBI's taxonomy places the organism in Eukaryota, Fungi, Ascomycota, Sordariomycetes, Hypocreales, Nectriaceae. The record is from the annotation of a GenBank genome assembly.
AUGGCUCCAUUCCCUACCGUCAACGGCGUCACGGUCGUGAUGCUGCCACCCGAGGGCUAUAUAGUCAACUUCGACCAUCCGCAGCGACGACAUCAGCUGGAAUCAUAUAUCAUCUCUGCCGUAGGCAUCGCACUUGCUUUCCUUUUCUUUCUCCAAUACCUAUACGUCAAAUUUUGGAUUCUGCGUAAACCUGAUGGGGAGACCGCCUGUCUCAUAACUGCGUGGAUAUUCUCUAUCGGUGUUCAAUUUGUCUCACUUCGUUCUUUUGUUAUUGGCGCAACAGGCGUUCAUGCAUGGGAAAUGCCUAUUCAAACGUUUAACGAUGGAAACAAGCUCACCUUCAUUUCUCCUAUCUUGUACGCUGUGUGUACUGCCUUUUCCAAGAUGGCGCUGGCACUCUUUUACCGAAGGCUUUCACCCCAGCGGUGGUGGAGAUGGAGUGUGUACAUCGUCGUUUUUCUUAUUGCUGGAUACAAUCUAGCAAUUAUGCUUGUUAUUAUUUUCGGAUGUACCCCGUUUGAGAAGAGCUGGGACUUCACGAUUCUCGAUGGAAGCUGUGUGAACCGACCCGCAAUCUACAUCUGCACAGCUAUCCUCGGCAUCGCGUCCGAUCUCAUCCUUUUGGUGAUGCCCCUGCCGAUGAUUUUGCGUUUGCAAAUGCCACGGCGGCAGAAGGCUGGCCUGGUAGUGUUGUUUGUAAUCGGUUCUGCGACACUCGUAACCUCUGUUGUUCGACUAAUCCUACUAGUUCCAUUUGUGAGCGCCAGCGACUACACUUGGGUUCUCUCCAGUGCCAUAGUCUGGAUUUAUGUCGAAGCCAAUCUCUUAAUCAUUUGCGCUUCAUUGACUACCCUCAGGCGCUUCUUCUUGCACGUCGCGCCCAAGUUUAUUGGCGAGAGAGGGUCAUCCGCUGGAUAUGACCUGGGGAGCAACAGAGGAUCACGGCAGCAUCCAUUUCGCAUAAUAGGAACUGGUGCGAAGAAGUCGAGAAAGGUCAGGCUUGAAGUCGACAUUGAAGAUCCUGGGUUUGAUCUUAGAACCAUUGUCCAGGCGCAGCCCGUGCAGACACAAAUCACAACACACGAGCCAGAGGAACAACCCGAGGAGAUGAUCAGACAAAUUCGGAGACAGGAAUCGCUGAGGAAGUUUGGCAGUGCUUCCGUCAAGACCCAGAAGUGGGACUCAAGAAAGGAUAGCGAUGAUGAAGAGCGCGCGAUUGUUCAGACGACGACUGUCACGGUAGUGUAUGGGCCCAGAGAAGAGUCUAAAGGGCAUGGUGACUGA